AUGUUUGCUCUUACGCGCCACUUUUUUCGCGGUGUCUCGCCAGAUGAACUGCGAGUGCAGUUGCGGCUUCUUCGAGGGAUCAGAAAAGCGGCACGGAGGGAGCUUCGCCAACGGCGUUGUCGGCACCGCAGUGCUCAGCAGGAUUGCUCGGGCUUUUCCACCGCGUCAUCUUCGUCAUCGGCGUGCUCAAGUGUACAUGUGGAAUCGCUUCCUAAAAACGACGCCUUGGAAAGUGCGAUUGCUUUGGCAUUGAGUGAGAACCGGGAUGCGAGAACAGAGUUGGAGUUUACGCGUCAUUUUUUGACAGGGUCAUUUCUUUCCUUGGCGUCCCCUGUAGGCGCCUGGGACCCGUACGACACGAAGCCUCAGGUGUUCGCUCUAGACAAUUACGUUGCACUUCCUGUGUUCACUUCAUUGCCGUACUUGCGUCUCUUUUGUCGACGGUUUCAAUUUACAGUGCGUGAUCCCAGUGGGGUGCUUUGGGCGGAUGGCGUGGCCGAAGCUGCGGAGGAGGAGAAAGCUGGUGCGAAGGGUGACACGCUGCCGUUGCCGGAUGUGUCCAACAGCGGGUGGUGGGAGCGGCAGGUGCAGCGACAUCUUUUUGCUACUGCGCUCGAGCCGAUAAAGUCACCUGUCAAUGAGCAGGAAAUACAUGCAGUGGAGACGACUGGGGAGAAGGAGGAUACCUCAUGGCUGAAUGCCGAUGGUCUUUUUGCUUCCAUGGACGCCACACCCGUGGAGGACACAAGCAGCGAACAAAAGGAGGGUCGACUUCUCAAACGGAAGGGACGCACUUCUCGCGUGGGGCGUCGUCACAAGAAGACCUUAAAGAGUGGCGGCAAUGCAGGCUGCAGGCGAAUCCAGGAGGCCGGAGGAAAAACCCCGCAUGAAGGAAGUGCGGCACCGAAUCAGGACGCUCUCAAAGAGGCAUUUUGGGCUAAAGUGCGCUCCACAGCUCCGUUUUGCAUUAAGCAGGCGACACCGCUUCCGGUCUUUGGUCCGCUUUUACGUCCUUUCUUUGUUGGGUACUUCGCCGACGUUGACACGCUGCUGCACAAUGCUUCUAUUGUGCCCGAGAAUGUGGAUAUUGUGCUGAACCCCGUUUCUCCCAUUGAGUUCGUUCUCGCCCGCGAGGCGACGGAUCGUGUGCUUCACAAGGACCAGCUGCUUCAUUUGGCUUACCGACGUGUGGAGAGGGAGCUCCGCGGGGAAUUCCACCGCUUUUUUCGUUACUUAUCCCCUGAGGUGGCGUGGGCGCGAAGUGCCUGUGUUCCCUUUUCUCUGCCCGGAAGAACCGACGAGGUGAGAUAUGAGUUAGUUAUUCUUCUGCAGAGUGAUGACAUUCACCGGACCUUUUCGUCUCUUCGUGCGGCAAAGCUUCACUGCCUAUUAAUGGGGCAUACGGACCUGGACGUGUUACCGUGGGACGCGGCCGCGCCGUACGUGAGGGAGGCAUCUUCAUUGUUUUACGAACGGGGUGCGUCAAACGAUAAAAACUGCGAGUUUCAGGGUGCUCUUGGCGUCUUUGAGCAAAAGGGGCCCAUACAGACGAUCAACGUGGCGCAGCCAGCGGAGAGUUUUUAUCACGACCCUACCGCUGCGUACACAGAAAGCCAUGCCGUGUUUACCGAGGAACUGAAGCUGAAGAGGCGUGUGCGGUAG
This is a messenger RNA of Trypanosoma cruzi, 1662 nucleotides long. RefSeq lists its product as uncharacterized. The transcript has a single exon. Bases 1 to 1662 code for a protein of 553 amino acids. The record is from RefSeq and is a predicted model, not a curated record. Lineage: Eukaryota; Euglenozoa; Kinetoplastea; Trypanosomatida; Trypanosomatidae.